Molecule: messenger RNA, 1081 nt
Organism: Eupeodes corollae
Lineage: Eukaryota; Metazoa; Arthropoda; Insecta; Diptera; Syrphidae
Product: larval cuticle protein A2B-like
Exons: 2
Coding region: 102-677 (191 amino acids)
Cellular component (GO): extracellular matrix
Source: RefSeq, a predicted model, not a curated record
CCACAAUCGUAGUCCACCGCAGGAGUUUUGUGAAUUAACAACAUCAACAAUAUAACCGAGCUUAGAGCCUUUAGCCGCAUCAAUAAGAAACUUAUUUCAAAAUGUUUAACUUCUUUGCAUUAACUGUGAUUCUCGGAGUUGCCAGUGCCAUUGAAUUGCCACUUCUUUCACAUGGACCGGGACCUCUUCUAUCACAUGGACCUCUGCUCUCACAUGGCCCUCUCAUCCAUUCAGCCCCCGCUCUUAUUGCCAAGCCCAUCAUCAAGACCAUCGAAGUUGAAUCUCCCGCGCACUACGACUUCUCAUACUCGGUGCGUGAUGACCACACCGGAGACAUCAAGAGCCAAUCUGAGUCUCGCAAGGGAGACGUUGUCCAUGGCCAAUACAGUCUCGUCGAUGCCGAUGGCUAUCUGAGGACAGUCGACUACACCUCGGAUGCGCAUAAUGGGUUCAACGCCGUCGUCCGUCGUGAUCCCUUGGGACACAAAGUCGUCAAGGCCAUUGCCCCAAUCGCUAAGGUUAUUGCCCCAAUUGCGCACUACCCUGCACCAAUUGCACACUACCCUGCCCCGAUUGCGCAUUACGCUGCUCCCAAAUUGCUGGCCGCUCCUAUUCAUGCUGCCCCAGCUCUGGCUCAUGUAUCCGUGCAUGCACCAUCGUAUGCCUACUCGCAUUAGGUACAAAUAAAUCGACAUCAAUCACCAGUUUUUUGUUGUUUCAUCAUGAUACGCUUGUCAGAAAAGUUAUAAUUUUAAUCAACUCUUCUCUUCAUUACAUUUAUUUCAUCAUUCAUCUACGCAUUUUGUCAACGACUAAAAAAUAGCAACAACAACAACUAUCACCAUCACGACGGACGCAUGCAUCAUAAUUCAUAAUUUUCUGCUACAUCAUCAUAUACAGAUAGGGAAUUAAAAAAGAGGGCUUCAAAUAGAGGUCCCGUGUUGUCUAUGUCACUGUCUUUGUAUGUAGAGAAAGACCCUUAUAGUUAUUAUAAUACUCGUUAUAUUUUGUAAAUAUUUAAAAACAAAAAGAAAUAAUUUUAAUAAAAACGCAAGAAAUGAAAAUAUAUAUAAAUUGUCUA